Drosophila willistoni is the source of this 480-nucleotide messenger RNA. RefSeq lists its product as uncharacterized. Lineage: Eukaryota; Metazoa; Arthropoda; Insecta; Diptera; Drosophilidae. The record is from RefSeq and is a predicted model, not a curated record. The transcript has 2 exons. Bases 1 to 480 code for a protein of 159 amino acids.
AUGCACCGCGUGGGCGAAAUAUUGGAAUUCACAAACGUUAGCCAAUGGAACUGGGUUCCAACCAACCUUAACCCUGCAGAUCGUGCUACUAAAACAAACAACGCCAAUAAAUAUAAAACUUGGCUACACGGUCCAGACUAUUUGCUGCAGGAUCAACACGAGUGGCCAAAAUGCGAUGAUUUGGGGCCACCAAACAAUGCUGAAGUCAGGCAUAACAUACUCUUCAUCGACAAUUCGCCGAUGGAGCUAAAACUUAACGCGGAAUAUUUUUCCGACUGGCGCAGGCUAUAUCCAGCUUUAGCGCGCUUUAUUCUCUACAUUGAGAAACUGAAAGCGAAACAAAAAAAGGCAUCGCCACCUACAGAGGUGUCUUACGAGAUGAUUCAGCAGGCACGCACACUCCUACUGCGGAGAAAUUCGCAACUUAAGGCGCAACUUAAAGAGAGCUCCUACGUACCCGAGGGCGAGCAGAAAACCUAA